AUGGAGCUCCGAAUUUUCUCGUCUCCAUCUCCUGCUGUGUCAUAUUUCCAGGUUAGGCAUCACAUGUACAGGUGGACGAAGAAGUAUCAUAAGUUUGGAUCUAAUGUGAACAACAGAUUUCUCAAGAAGAAUGUGAAAUUAGAAAAGGCAUACUCCUCAAAGAAAAGUAGAGGUUCCGUUUAUUGUUUGAAUAAUCCGGAGAAUGAUCCUUGUGUACCUUCGGAGACUCAACUACUCAAUGCCAAAGUGAUUUAUUCUGUUGCUCCUGCCAUGGGCCAUAACAAGGAGUCACACCCUGAAUGCAAUUCCAGAGUUCCUGCCAUUGUGAAUGCUCUUGAAAAGAUGGAACUGACUUCAAAGUACCGCGGCACAGAGAUUAUUGAACUUCAAAGUUUCAGAUCUGCUAGUGUAGAUGAUAUAGCAAGUGUUCAUGAAAGAGCUUAUGUGUCUGGACUUGAGAAGGCAAUGGCUCAGGCCUCAGAACAAGGUCUUAUUUUUAUUGAUGGCUCUGGACCAACUUACGCUACUGCCACGACAUUCCAUGAGUCGAUAUUGGCAGCUGGUGCUGGAAUUUCGCUGGUUGAUUCAGUGGUUUUGGCAUCAAAAUUUAGGCAUGAUCCUCCAGUUGGUUUUGCUUUGGUACGGCCUCCUGGUCACCAUGCUAUUCCCAAGGGACCCAUGGGAUUUUGUGUGUUUGGAAAUGUGGCUAUAGCAGCUCGCUAUGCCCAACGUGUACAUGGAUUGAAGCGUGUAUUUAUCAUUGACUUUGAUGUUCAUCAUGGGAAUGGGACAAAUGAUGCCUUCUAUGAAGACCCUGAUAUAUUUUUUCUUUCUACUCACCAAGAUGGGACUUAUCCUGGCACUGGUAAAAUAAAUCAGAUAGGUCGUGGAGAUGGUGAAGGAUCAACGCUUAACCUGCCUUUACCAGGAGGAUCGGGUGAUAGAGCCAUGCAGACUGUCUUCAAUGAAGUUAUUGUACCAUGCGCUAGGAGGUUCAAGCCGGAUAUAAUUCUCGUGUCAGCUGGAUACGAUGCACACGUGUUGGAUCCACUGGCAAAUCUGCAAUUCACAACAGGAACAUAUUACAUGUUGGCUUCAAGCAUUAAGGAACUUGCCAAAGAUUUAUGCAGGGGUCGCUGUGUGUUUUUCCUUGAAGGAGGGUAUAACCUCAGUUCUCUUUCGCAUUCAGUUGCGGACUCAUUCCGUGCCUUUCUUGGGGAGCCGAGCUUGGCCGCGGAGUUUGACGACCCGGCCUUCCUCUAUGAAGAGCCAUCAGAUAAGGUUAAGGAAGCUAUUCAGAAAGUCCAGCACAUACAUUCUCUGUGA
This is a messenger RNA of Fraxinus pennsylvanica, 1326 nucleotides long. NCBI's taxonomy places the organism in Eukaryota, Viridiplantae, Streptophyta, Magnoliopsida, Lamiales, Oleaceae. The record is from the annotation of a GenBank genome assembly.